This is a messenger RNA of Mirounga angustirostris (Northern elephant seal), 1965 nucleotides long. RefSeq names its product histamine receptor H4 (gene HRH4). The record is from RefSeq and is a predicted model, not a curated record. NCBI's taxonomy places the organism in Eukaryota, Metazoa, Chordata, Mammalia, Carnivora, Phocidae. Gene Ontology annotation, molecular function: G protein-coupled serotonin receptor activity; histamine receptor activity; G protein-coupled acetylcholine receptor activity. Gene Ontology annotation, cellular component: dendrite; synapse; plasma membrane. The coding region runs from base 118 to 1338 and encodes 406 amino acids. Gene Ontology annotation, biological process: regulation of MAPK cascade; G protein-coupled receptor signaling pathway, coupled to cyclic nucleotide second messenger; chemical synaptic transmission. The transcript has 3 exons.
UCAGGAAGUACGGUGAAAUCAGCAUUAGAUUUUGAAAAAUACUGUCAUGAGCAGGAGGCUAGAUAUAUUAGGUAUCCGACUGGAAAACAUACUUGUCAGAAUUGUCUCGCUGGGUUAAUGUCUUCAUCAGUUGCCGUGAUGUCGACCACCAACAGCACGAGGGCUCCCACUUUGCCGCUAAGCCCUCGCAUUACUCUAGCGUUUUUAAUGGGCUUACUAGCUUUUGCUAUAAUGCUGGGAAAUGCUGUGGUCAUUCUAGCUUUCGUGGUGGACAAAAAGCUUAGACAUCGAAGUAAUUACUUUUUCCUUAACUUGGCCAUUGCUGACUUCUUUGUUGGUAUGGUCUCCAUCCCUUUGUACAUCCCUCACUUGCUGUUUGAUUGGGACUUUGGAAAUGGACUCUGUGCAUUUUGGCUCAUUGUUGACUAUCUUUUGUGUACAGCAUCUGUGUAUAACAUUGUUCUCAUCAGCUAUGAUCGAUACCAGUCAGUCUCGAAUGCUGUAUCUUACAGAGCUCGACACACCGGGAUCUUGAAGAUCGUGGCUCAGAUGGUGGCUGUCUGGGUACUGGCCUUCUUAGUGCAUGGGCCAAUAAUUCUAAUUUCAGAGUCUUGGAAGAAUUCCAGUUGGAGAGUCUUGGAGGAGAAGAAGGCUUGUGAACCUGGAUUCUUUACCAUAUGGUACGUCCUUGCCAUCUCGUCUUUCUUUGAAUUCCUGGUCCCAGUCUUCGCAGUGGCCUAUUUCAACAUGUACAUUUACUGGAGCCUGUGGAAGCGUGGCAAUCUCAGCCGGUGGCAAAGCCAGCCCACACUCCCUUCUCCUGUGUCUCCCAGUAACUGUGGAUCCUCACUCAGGGGUGGACUGUUUUCAAGAACAUCUCUUCCUGAACUGAAGGAAACAGUACCAUCUACUCCUUUGAAAAGACAUGAAAGAAAGAGCAGUCUCUUGUUCUCUUUAAGAGCCCAGAUGAAUGGCAGUAUAAUUGCUUCCAAAAUGGCUUCCCUCACCCAUUCUGAUUCCCUAUGUUUUCACCAAAGGGAACAUAUUGAACUGCUCAGAGCCAGGAAAUUAGCCAAGUCACUGGCCAUUCUCUUAGGUGUUUUUGCCUUUUGCUGGGCUCCCUAUUCCCUGUUCACAAUCAUUCGUUCAGUUUACCCACUAGACCAGCGUCCUCAAAUAUUUGCGUAUGAAAUCACGUUUUGGCUUCAAUGGCUCAAUUCCUUUGUCAAUCCUUUUCUGUAUCCAUUGUGUCACAAGCAUUUCCAGAAGGCUUUCUCGAAAAUAUUUUGUAUGAGAAAGCAAUCCAUAUCAUCACAAAAUCGGUCAGUGUCCUCUUAAAGAUAAUUUUAUCCUUUGUAAAAAUUUUAGUCUUAAUCUCACCUACAGGAAUUUGAUCUGACUUUCAUUUUGCCUUUUCCACUCUGCCAGGAAAGUCCAUAAAAUUGUAACACUUGAAAACUUAAAAAAAAAAAAAUCGGAGCCUGGAAGUCAAGGGAAAAUUAUCCUGGUGAAUAAUAAUAGUACAAUUAGAAAUAGAUGACAAUGUUUUUGUAAACUCAUAGCCACAAAUGCACUGUACUUUUUUUACUCAUUGCCUCUUCCUUGUCUUUUAGAUCUUGAUAUAGCAUUGAUGGUGAAAGUUAAGAGUUCUUGUUUUCUUUCCACGUUCAGUGUUUGCUAUAGCCUUAAGUGAAUUUCCUUUUUUAUUUUAUAGUGAUGAAAAAUUGUCAAGUUUUAAAGCCAUUUUUCCUAAAGUAUACAAUGGAAAAGGGGGCUAUAUUGCCCUCUUUGCUGGAGGUGGGCAUUAUGAUCAGUGGGCAGGCGUGCUGAGGUUUGAAUUGUCAGAAGCAGGGGGUGAGGUUGUGCCCAGAUGGAAAAGUGGAAGGCCUGUGUACUUCCGGACUCUAUGUUCCUGAUCCCAGGAAAGAAGGAAGUGUGGGGAGGGAAGAGCAGGUAACUGCAGCU